Nelumbo nucifera (sacred lotus) is the source of this 1982-nucleotide messenger RNA. Its product is annotated as transthyretin-like protein. Lineage: Eukaryota; Viridiplantae; Streptophyta; Magnoliopsida; Proteales; Nelumbonaceae. Gene Ontology annotation, molecular function: hydroxyisourate hydrolase activity; 2-oxo-4-hydroxy-4-carboxy-5-ureidoimidazoline decarboxylase activity. Gene Ontology annotation, cellular component: peroxisome. The record is from RefSeq and is a predicted model, not a curated record. Gene Ontology annotation, biological process: purine nucleobase metabolic process; urate catabolic process.
UCCUGGUUAUCUGGUAAACGAAAAGGAAUUAGGAGAACAUUUGGUCAAGAAGUAAAACGAGGGAAGUAUGAGCGGGUGGAUGUGUAUAGAUAGCUGACUGUGUGGAGAGAGUCACUCUAGCUCAGUUUUAAUGGGUUUACGGUGAUCGAUUCUGACGGGAAGUUGGAUUUUAGGGUCGACAAUUAUAUGGACAGUCAUAGGGAAGAGAUCCUCUCAUGGACGGCUCAGGCAACCCCCUCCCCACCAUGCGUCGCAAGGUCAUGUGUUUACGGGAUUUUCUUCACCCAACACCAGAUUCGUUUACGUGAUUGAAGACUCCUACUGCCAAAGAUUGUGCGAAGUACUCGAUGAGUCAAGGAAGGUGAUGGCAGAGAUUAAGAGAAAGGAAGCCAUGUCCCAAAGAGGAAGAGGGGAGGAAUUUCCUUCUGUAUGACUGGCAAGGCAUCCGGAGAUCAGAAGGGGAAAAUAGAUUCUUGAAUGGAACGGAGCAGCUAACGACGCCAAGUAUAAACUCCGUUUAAUUCGCUUCACACGCAUUAAGCAAAUACACGAAUCAAAAUACACGUGGCGCGUCCUCGUCCUGCGCGAAUGGUGCCAGUAUGGACUCUGCCCUGAUAGAGGCCGAACCCCACUUUAGUCGCUUCAGCAGCCUCUUUGGAAGCCUGGAACUCACAAGGCAUCCGGAGAUCAGAAGGGGAAAAUUUUCUUUCGGAUUACAAUUUGCAAGGUAGAAGGUGUCAAUGGGUUCGGGCUUCGACGAGAAGAAUUUCCUGGCUUGCUGCGGCAGCACCAAAUUUGCCAGAGAAAUGGCCGCCGCCUCUCCUUUCCCCACCUACGAACGAGCUGUUGAAGCUGCAAGAGAUAUAUGGUUCAAUAAGGUAGAUGUGAAUGGAUGGCUCGAAGCAUUUGCAGCUCAUCCACCGGUAGGAAACCCAAAUUCGCGGACCCAGAAAACUGCAACGGGUGAACAGUGGUGUCAUGGUGAGCAAUCAACUGCAUUAGCAACUGCAACUGAAUCUAGCUUACAGGAACUAGUUGAAUGGAAUAAUCGCUAUAUGCAGAAGUUUGGAUUUGUUUUUCUUAUAUGUGCAUCCGGGAGAAGUACACCUGAAAUACUUGAAGAAUUGAAGAAACGGUACCCGAACAGACCCAUAGUCGAGUUUGAGAUUGCAGCUCAGGAGGAGAUGAAAAUAAUUGAACUGCGUCUUGCCAAACUGUUUGCAGCUAAAGCAGAAGUCACUUCUACUAUCAGUACUCAGUAUUACAUCUCUCAAGUGACAAAAGCAGAAGAAGAUCGUGUAAGCAUAAUUGGAGCACAUCUGACUGCCGCUUCUGAAGUUCAUGGCAGUGGUAAAGCAUCUCAAAACUCAGCUAGAACUCGCCCUCCCAUCACAACACAUGUCUUGGAUGUCUCUCGUGGAUCCCCAGCUGCUGGCAUUGAGGUACAGUUGGAGAUGUGGAAGGGCAGCAGACCGUUCCCAUUGUUUGGUGAGCUUGAUUCAGAGGGCUGGAUACUCCAAGGCUCUUCAUUUACAAACAGCGAUGGGCGUAGUGGCCAGCUAAUGGGCAUUGUUGAAAGCGUGGAUCCUGGGUUCUAUCGAAUAAGUUUCAAUACUGGGAAGUACUCCCCCAGUGGGUUCUUUCCGUAUGUAUCCAUUGUGUUUGAGAUCAAGGAGUCUCAGAGAUUGGAACAUUUUCAUGUUCCUCUGUUGCUGUCUCCUUUCUCAUUCACAACAUACCGGGGAAGCUAGAAAACUUCAUUGUUGGUUCUGAUGCCACUACUUCUGUGAAUAAACCCAUGUCCAUUGUGUUUCUUAAUGAACAUUUUGCUCGUUAGAUUCUGUACUUGUUAGUGCUCUUGGAUCAUGGCCAUGUCAGAAUGAUUGGGUUUUUUUUGCCCUUAUUUUAUGCUUAUCACCCUCUGUUAUAUGUUGCCAUGUGUUGCUUGUUUGAAAGGCCAAAAACCAGAAUGGUUUAUUACA